Messenger RNA from Penicillium longicatenatum, 792 nucleotides. RefSeq names its product alpha/beta hydrolase. The record is from RefSeq and is a predicted model, not a curated record. The coding region runs from base 1 to 792 and encodes 263 amino acids. The transcript is spliced from 2 exons. NCBI's taxonomy places the organism in Eukaryota, Fungi, Ascomycota, Eurotiomycetes, Eurotiales, Aspergillaceae.
AUGCCCAAGCCAGUCAUCGUCAUCGUGCCCGGCGCAUGGCACCGACCCAAACACUACCAAAAGCUCAUUGACGCACUGGGAACCGUUGGCUACACGGCAGUCGGGAUUACCAUGCCUUCUGUCGACUCCAGUCCCCCACAUGCCAGCUGGGAUCAGGAUGCUGCAGAAGUCCGCCGAGUGAUCAUGGAAUACCUCGAUGCAGGCAAAGACGUGAUUGCGGUCGGGCAUUCAUUUGGCGGCGUUGCCAUGUCUGAGGCUGUCAAAGGUCUGGGUAAGGGCGAUAGAGAGAAGCAGGGUUUGCAGGGGGCGGUGAUUCGACUGGUUUAUAUGUGUGCAAUGGCAUUACCAGAAGGCCAAACCUUCUUGGGCCAAAUGGUACCCGCCACCCCCGAGGAAGAGGAAAUUGAAAAACAAAAGAAGAGCUUUGAAGCGCAGCACAAGAAGAUGGAGACUACGGCGGAUGGUGCGAUCCUUCUCGACAAGGAUGUCGUCCGGGAGGUCUUCUAUAACCGUUGUGACCCCGAGGAGGUACAGAAAGCUCUCGAUCUCUUGGGAUCGUUUCCUCCUGGUCCCAUGGCUGUGCCCGUGACGUAUUCGCCUUUUCUUGAAUUUCCAUGCACAUACAUCAAGUGCAAGAACGACCGGGCUUUACCAGUGUCAGUACAAGGGCGAAUUAUUGCCCAGGCUGAGGGGGCAUUUGAUGUGGAAGAGUGUGAGGAAGGCCAUUCCCCGUUUAUGAGCAAUCCGGGCUUUAUUGUGGAGUGUCUGCGUCGGGCAGCAGAUGAUAUCUAA